UACUUCCAUUGAUGUUAACUUUGUUUUUAAUUUCCAUUGAUCGCGUUUGACUUGACAGAGGCAGAUUUACGCGGUAUUGACAUCUGAACUUUUAAAACAUCUAUCUAAGCGAAUUUCUUUUCAAUUUUUUGAUCGCUUCUACUAUAUAUAUAUAAAGUUUCUAAACGGUGGCGAGGAAAGUAUAGAAAAUUUGUUACAUUUUUAAGCAAAGAAUAUUUUUUUGGAUCCAUAAACUAAUAACAGAGGUACACCAGGUUUACACAAUGGAUAGCAGAGGUACAUCUAGACCACGUUUUACGCGGUGCAUAAAUGGUUCAUAAGAUCGCACAAAUCAAAAAUGGAAAUAGUUAUAGCUUUCUGCAUUUAAUCGGCUUAAUACUGUUCUCACUUGCAAAAAUCUUCUGGAAUGAAUUUGUUCUCUUCAUGUCGAUGACGUCAUCGAUAUUUGUCGGCAUCUCAUAUAUUUGCUUGGAAGCGAGUGCAAAAUGCUUUUGGCUUUUCUUUACAAAAUCAUAGUGGAACAAAUGAACAUGAAUUGAGGAAACAGAACAAUGCAAAAAUUAUUGUAUUUUGAAUGAAAUUUCGGAUUUUCUAUCGCGAAGGGAAAAUAACGCGUUAAAUAAAGUGAAAAAAGAAAAGAAGAUAAAAAUAAAAAAAGCUGUAAAGGUGGCACAAAAAAAAAAAAAAAAAAAAACAAAAAACUUCAUCAUCAGAUGCUAAGUUUCAUGUAAUGCGCUUAUUACUAACGUUUUCAAAACACAACAGUUAUGUAAAUUUUGCUUUGCACAAAAUUACUUUGAAAACAAUUUUGAAGAUCGCUCGUGACCAAAUUGAUACAAUAUAUUUUCACGUAUAACAAACGAAUGGUUAAAUAACGUCAGCAUCGCAUACGAAGCGGAAGUGUAAAGAAAUAUUAAGCAUGUCAUCCGGAUUGAUGUCUUGUGUACGGGAAAACUCCCCACCUCUCGAAUUGAAUGCUUCUGGUCCCUUAUCGUUACCGGAAAGAAGUUGCAAUGAGAGUUCUGAUUCAAUCGGAAUUAAGAAUUCACCCGCAUUACAGCAUACUAGAGCCUCUUCUACUCCUCUAAAUCAUACGCAUUUGUGUGAAACCGACGGUGGUGAAGCUAGUGGGGAAAGCGUGAAUAUGUCAUUUAACAACAGCAACGAGCACCAGAAACGACGGCGAUUUCAUCCAUUGCGAAAUUUAAGACGUAUAUUUCGCCGUCGUACGAUUACUUCAUCCGCAGUUACAUCAACUGCAGGUACAACAUCGGCGGCGACCGUCACGAGCGCAGACAAACCCACCUUAUUAUUGACGGCGCACACCGGCAGCACAAGCGAAAAGAAUUUACGCAGUGCAACUCUAUCAUCGAUAACGUCGAUAGUAUCUGCUUCGUCGCCAUCGUCACCUUUAGCGCAUCAACAACUGCAAGACGCCUAUUUGAGUCAAUCUCUGCCAAAAUCGAAGACGUCAUAUCUAUCACUAUUGGGUAACAAUAAACAACGUAAUGAUCAAAUUGCCCUAAGUGCGGAACUCAAAGGUAAAUCGAAGCAUAAGCAGAAACAAGAGAAAAUUGGCAAACAAAAAGAAUCGGACGUUGAAGAAUUGGCGACGACGGUAUUGGCGCAAGGCGAAACAAUGUUUACUGCGACGACAACAGCGAGUGCGCCACCAAGUCAUUACUAUCAGCAGCAUCAUCAUUAUGGCCAGCACCAACAGCAGCCGGUAAUGAUAUCAAAAAUCAGCCAACAACGGCAAUCCUUAGGUGUAUCAGUCUAUCCCGGAGCCCUGAAUCGUGCAUUAUUUACCGAACGGCAAAACUUGCGUAGUUCAGGCGACUCGCUGCAAGAUUUAGAUAGCGGCAACGACAGCGGUACCGGAGUUAUAUGCAGCGUAACGGGCGUUGAUCACAAUUCUUCGGCCAACGAACGCAUUAAAAAUGGUAGUGCUAGCGGUGGUGAAAUGUCCGACAGUCAACGCAGUCUAAGCGAAAGUCGUUUAAUUGAUAGUGAUUAUUCGCGUGAAGGACUUUCACAGUCACAUGACAGCGUUUUUUCGGAGUCUGCGACCGCCAGCAGUUUAUCCAUAGUUUUAAAGGCUGAACUUGCCGAUGUUUUGCGUAAACGUCGCAAUCGCCCCGACGCAUCGGAUGAAGAUUUAGGUUUGCCUCGUAGUCCAGUAUCACCGCAACGGCGAUCCACACAUCAUGCAAUUGCCGAUAAGCCAGAUCUUUAUAAAACGGCAUCAAACGAACAGCAGAAGUACGGGACUUCGACGGGUAUUCAAAGCAAUCAAAGCGAAGUCUCGUCUAUAAGUUUGUUAAGCAUGAAUAGCGCUGAUGGCGACGAUGGUUUUGAAACUAAUAACUCUAUGAUGACACUUACAGCGGAAGUUUUACCUGAUAGUAAUGUUAACGUUGAUCGGUAUCCGCAAUCUCCCGUGACAUCGACCCUGACGUUGAGCUUCGAUAUUUUGAGGCCUUCAAGCGGUAAUAAUGGAUUAAAUAAUAGUCACGAUGAUGAAAUUGAUGCUUGUAAUGGAGAUCGUCACCGUUUGUCGCAUUCGGCAGCCAAACAUAAAAUGGCUGUAAGGCCUACAAAGCGAAAGGGACCCAGUCGGCAGCAUAGAAGGACAUUAGAGAAUUGUAUACCCGAGGCCAAUGAAGAUUUAAAUAAGUUUGCUAAUUGUAGUCCAUGGGAUGUGAAAGAUGCGGAUGAUAAAACAAAGUGUAAAUCACUUCCCCUUAAGGUAAAUGCAAAUCUCUUGGUUUUGUAUGCCGACGAAGCUAAACUCACUAGCAACACUGCCUCUGAAGAAACACUUAAACCUGUUCCUAGUAACCUUCUAAAAAGUACCGUUUCCACGUCAUCAAAUCUAUUUAGCUUACGUUCAUUGACCGACACAACUUCAGCCAUAUUUGAAUCCAAAGAAACUUUGCAAUUGGAAGAGGAAUCUAAAGGAUCGGAAUUCUUAAAGAAGUCGGAUAUACCUCAACAAAAUCUAAAUAACUCGGAAACGGCAGAACCCGGUUUUUUGAAAUGCUUAGGGCGCUCUAAUGGAAAACGGUCCAUAUCUAAGGUUCAAGAAGAAGAUUCUCAGGAUCAGAAAAAUUUGAAUAUUGAACAAGGUGAUCCGAAAAAAUUGCAAAUAUCGACAUCUUGCUUCGAAACAACUGGCAACAAUAUGAUAAAUAUUAAUUCUGGUUUAGAUAAAUCGCGCAGUGAAAUUUCUUACGAGAAAAAUGUCGAAGAGAAGCGGCGAGAGAUCAAGAGGGAGAUUCAUUCUGAGGGCAAAAUCGGUUUGAGUGCUAUGCUUAAUAAUUUCGCAUUGCCGUUGACGGACAAAAAUGCCUCCAAACCUAAAUCUGGGCCGGCCGCGCGACAGCGAUACAUGCCGCAGAAUAUUAGCAAUGAAUCGAUUUGCAGCUUAGAAAAGCAAAUAUUUAGCGAAAAAUACGUACAACCUGGAGAGCCACCGCUUCCAAAAUUGUCUAUAAAUGAAACAUUUCAAUCAACUUCCAUUAUUAAAGAAAUUACUUCAGCAUUGCAGGCACCCGGCAAACAAGAUUAUCAUUUCGAAAAGAAACCCAAGAUUGUCGGUUUAUCAGCAUUUCAACAGAAAAUCUCUCGUUCUACAGAUCAGUUUGGCCGUGGAUCUAGCACUAACGUGUCUCUCAAAUCAUUUGAACGAUCGGAAGAAGAAAUAUUUUGCCCUUCGCAUACCUACAUUCAGAAGCAACGUAAAUCGGUCGAAAAAUCGAAAAGUUUCCGAACAUACGGAGAAACCAAAGAAAACGUAUCGUCGGUUCAUAAUAAUAUGCCGAGUUUGCCCGAUUUAUCCCUAAAUAUGAAAGGCCCGUUUUGCAAAGAUUUUUUUUUCAAUGGCAAAGAAUAUUCCUCACCUUCACCACCCGAGCCGAUGGACGGUGAUCAUCGGUCAUCCCUGGCUUUUGAAAUUAAUGACAACAAAUUGAUUAAAGGUGACGGAGAAAAGCGCCGAUCAUACGGUAACUAUGACAAAAACAUUAUAUUAACAACAACAUCCGCCAACAGCAAAUCUUCGCCCACCAAACUGCUAACACCGUCAGCUGUCGUUAGCAAUUUAUCACUUUCAAAUAUUUGCAACAAAAACAUCACUGAAAUCGAAAAUAAUAUUGAUAUAAUUGUGAAAUUACCCUGUGUUAGUGUUAUACGUAAAUCGAUUAUCUUGGACGAAGAGGAAGAGCAAGUUAAUAAUAUGAUAAAAACAACUGGGGAGCAAAAGAAAUCAACUGAGCGGCCCCAAAGCCGACCAGAUGUUCUUAACUUAACUAAAGAGAAGUCGGCUAGCGAAGAUAUAUUGUCGAUGACGCAUUCGAACGGAUCGGUGGUACUACGAGAUAAAAGCUAUUCGAUUAAAAAUAAAUCAAACUUUGCCAAGGCCAAUUGCUCUGAUAUCGAAACACAAGAAACUGAUAGAAAAUCGGCUCCAGAUAUAAGCAACGGUAUUAAAUUGACAAAAUCGUUUACACGACGUACCAGUUGCGCAAUGGAGGGUUUAGAAACAGAUAAUGCCUCUGUACCGGAAUUCAUGAAAAUACAAUUGAAUCGAGUCGAUCCCGCCAGAAUAUCGAAAAGUCACGUUGUAUUGGCGAAAAAUUUCCGGGAACCGAAAAUUCCUUCUACGACAGCCAGUACUCCGGAGAAAUCUUGCAGUACUGAUGACUUAAGCUUCCGACGCUUAAGCAAUGAGAGCGUGGAUAUUAAUGAAAGAGAUUCACCGGAAAGUGAUAAUCGAUGUUGCGUUUAUUAUCAUGAAGCAAUUAAUCGGCAAGCUAAAAGCUCUACAGGUUUGCCGCCAAAAUGUCCCAGUAAAAAGUCGACACCUACAACGCCUAUUACGUCACCUGUAACGGGUUUGGAAAAUCACAUAUAUGAAAAAAGCAGAGAAGAAGGUAAACGUUUUCAUGCACUUAAUACCGAUGAAAUAACAAACGGUAAUCCUUUGUCUUUAAAAGAGAGGCGACGUUUGUUCAUGCAUGAAGAACACUUCAAGAAAGAUAAAAGCCAAGAAGAAGAACGCAAGAAAUCCCUUCCAAGCGAAUCUUUAUCCAAAUACGAAACUAAGAAUAUUAAUAAUAAUCACAAUGCAACCAAAGAAAUAUUAGAUAAUACGGUAAUAAUACGUAAAAAAUCUCUCAUCGCCAAUACUGCUAAUCACACGCAUUCAUUAAAUAAUCACACCGUGAACAAUAGUAACGGCAAUUUCAGUAAAAUUAGUCGAGAUGACAGUACACCUGAAUUGAUGAAAGUGUUUGCGCGAAGAUCGUUGAAAAUCAAAGACGAAGAUAUUGAUAAAUUGAUAAACGCGACAGUAAACUCAAAUACAAGCUCACAGUCAUUCAUUCAAAACAAUAAGAAAUAUCAAAGUGCCAAUAUACCUAAUGUUGACAGCGAUAAGGAAAAUCAAUCGGCUAGUGAGGAGAAACUUGAUAAAUUACCGAAGCUAUUGGAUAAAGAUACCAUAAGCAAUACUCAGGCAAAUAAUUCAAAUAAUUCGAGUAUGAAUUCGAGUAGUACUAGUGUUGCAAUUAUACGAAACUCUUUGGGUGAUUUUCGCUCAUCGCCGAAAUCAUUAAAUCAUGGUUUAGUACUCAAUAACAAUCACAACAAUUAUAACGGUAACAACAAUAAUAAUAACAAUAAUAAUAAUAAUAAUAAUAGUAAUAAAAAUGCAUCAAAUAUCAGCAAUGGCUGUCCACUGGGACAAGGGAUAGUCAAAAACUUUCUACCACCUGUUACUAAAACAACAAAUUUUCGUAACGUACCUAUUGAACGUAACAAUAAUUAUCACAUAGGAGAGACAAUGGGUAUAAAAUCCACCGCAUCUAUGGACCGAACAGCAAUAAGCCAUAAGAUAACUGAAAAUAUGGGAUGUAUACAUCCUAAUGAAAUGUCUGUAACCUUGGGAUCUAAAACAAUCGAAAGAUCAGCCACCGUAGGGGAAUUCAAAGGUAUCCAUCAGAGGCGCGCCGAAUGGGAACGAAGGGCUAAAGAAGCUUUGAAAUAGAAAACUAAGCUUUUUAUGAAAAAAAAAAACAAAAGCAAAAACACAAAAAAAAAGCCUAAUAGUAGAGAAACUUGUCUCGAUCAUCUAAGCGCUUUACCGCCUGUUCUCCAGAAUUCUACUUCUGAAGCAGAAUAAUACGAGCUUUAUUAGACAAACUAUUGAACAAAGUACCAGCAUUUAUAGUUUACACUUAAUUUCCGGAGUUAUAUUUCCGUUUCUUAUUUAAAAAUUCAAAUAAUUUUUUUUUUCUCAUUUCUAUCCGGUUUGGAUGUUUUUUUUUUCCUCGUCCUAAUACUUAAGAUUUUAAAGGUUUAAAAAGCGAUCACUAACGAACA
This is a messenger RNA of Glossina fuscipes, 6384 nucleotides long. RefSeq names its product probable serine/threonine-protein kinase DDB_G0282963. Bases 920 to 6049 code for a protein of 1709 amino acids. The record is from RefSeq and is a predicted model, not a curated record. Lineage: Eukaryota; Metazoa; Arthropoda; Insecta; Diptera; Glossinidae. The transcript has 9 exons.